Molecule: messenger RNA, 2296 nt
Organism: Calypte anna (Anna's hummingbird)
Lineage: Eukaryota; Metazoa; Chordata; Aves; Apodiformes; Trochilidae
Gene: ABLIM3
Product: actin binding LIM protein family member 3
Exons: 21
Coding region: 287-2155 (622 amino acids)
Biological process (GO): cilium assembly; lamellipodium assembly; cytoskeleton organization
Cellular component (GO): stress fiber; actin cytoskeleton
Molecular function (GO): actin filament binding
Source: RefSeq, a predicted model, not a curated record
GCUCCCACGCGAGACCCUCCCCCGGGCCACCCACUCCCCGCAACCGUGACCUUGCCGUCCGGACGCUCGGGAGUGAGCGCGGCGGCGGGCGGGGACACAGCCCAGCUGGGUGCCGGGGCUGCCUCGGGAUGCCUUAGCCGCUGGAUCGCACGGAAAUAUUUCUCCUAGGAAGGAGAGAAACAGCCUCCUCCCACUGGCGGGAGAGCAGAGGAAAAAAGAGGAUUUAAAGAGCGUCUUUGCCCCUUUUGUUGGAUGAGAAGGACGGAGGGGGACCGGCACCGGCACGAUGAGCACUAGCAUUCCCUACCAGCAAAACCCCUACACCUCUGGGAGCAGCUCCACUGUGAUCCAGUGCUACCGCUGCGGGGACACCUGCAAAGGAGAGGUGGUGCGUGUCCAGAGCAAUCACUUCCACAUCCGCUGCUUCACCUGCCAAGUGUGCGGCUGUGACCUGGCCCAGUCCGGCUUCUUCUUUAAGAACCAGGAGUACAUCUGCACCCAUGACUACCAGCAGCUCUAUGGGACUCGUUGUGACAGCUGUGGGGACUUUAUCACUGGAGAGGUCAUUUCUGCCCUCGGGAGGACCUACCACCCCAAGUGCUUUGUCUGCAGCACCUGCAGGAAGCCCUUCCCCAUCGGAGACAAGGUGACCUUCAGUGGGAAGGACUGCGUCUGCCAAAACUGCUCCCACUCUCUCAUCAGCACCAAGCCCAUCAAGAUCCACGGUCCCAGCCACUGUGCAGGCUGCAAGGAGGAGAUCAAGCAAGGCCAGUCCCUCCUGGCCCUGGAAAAGCAGUGGCACGUCAGCUGCUUCAAGUGCCAAACGUGUGGGAUCAUCCUCACGGGCGAGUACAUCAGCAAGGAUGGCAUCCCAUACUGUGAGUCUGACUACCAUGCCCAGUUUGGCAUCAAGUGUGAGACCUGCAACCGGUACAUCAGUGGCAGGGUCCUGGAGGCAGGAGGGAAGCACUACCACCCCACCUGUGCCAGAUGUGUCCGCUGCCACCAGAUGUUCACAGAAGGGGAGGAGAUGUACCUCACAGGCUCCGAAGUGUGGCACCCCAUCUGCAAGCAGGCAGCCAGAGCAGAGAAGAAGCUAAAGCACAGGAGAACAUCAGAAACCUCCAUCUCCCCCCCUGGUUCCAGUAUCGGCUCCCCAAACCGUGUCAUCUGUGACAUCUAUGAGAGCUUUGACACACGACAGAGGAGAGCCUCCAGCCCUGGCUACAUUGACUCCCCCACCUACAGCCGCCAGGGCAUGUCCCCCACCAUCCCGAGGUCUCCCCACCAUUUUUAUCGCUCAGGCACCGAGAGCGGGCGCAGCUCCCCCUACUAUAGCCAGUUAGAUGUGAGGUCCUCCACUCCAACCUCAUACCAAGCUCCCAAGCAUUUUCACAUCCCAGCUGCCGCCGAGAGUAACAUCUACCGGAAACCUCCCAUCUAUAAGCGACACGACAACCUCCCUGCAGCCACGAAAAGCAAAACCAGUGAAGACAUCGCUCAGUCAUCCAAAUACAGCCCUGCCUACUCCCCAGAUCCAUACUACCACUCUGAGUCAGAGUACUGGUCCUUCCAAGGCUCCCCCAAAGCCCCCCGGGCCCGGAGGUUCUCAUCAGGAGGCGAGGAGGAUGGGUAUGACCGGGGCAUGCACAAGAUCCAGAGUGGCAUCGGCAGGCUGAUCCUGAGGGAGGAGAUGAAGGCUCGGUCCAACUCCUAUGCAGACCCCUGGACACCCCCUCGCAGCUCAGCCAGCAGCAGAGAAGCCCUGCACACAGCUGGCUACGAGGGUUCUCUCAAUGGCUCUCCCCGGACACAUUACCUGGCUGACAGUGAUCCUCUUAUUUCUAAGUCGGCCUCUCUCCCUGCCUACAGGAGGAAUGGGCUGCACAGGCCUCCCAGUGCUGAGCUUUUCCACUAUGACAGCACGAACGCCGUCAACUGGGGGAUGCGAGAGUACAAGAUAUACCCCUAUGAGCUGCUCCUGGUGAAGACAAGGGGGAGGAACCAGCUGCCCAAAGAUGUGGACAGAACUCGGCUAGAGCGCCACCUCUCCCAGGAGGAAUUCUACCAGAUCUUUGGCAUGACCAUCGCCGAGUUUGACCGCCUGGCCCUCUGGAAGAGGAACGAGCUGAAGAAGCAAGCCCGGCUCUUUUAAAUGCAGCACACUAUAAAUAUAUACAUACCUAUAAAUAUAUACAUAGAAAGAUCUCUAUAUUGCAGCUCUGUAUGAUUCUCAGUGCUGUACAUGGCAGAGGUGCCCUCUGCACCCCUGAGAGUGAAUUGGAGUCUCACAGAU